This is a messenger RNA of Westerdykella ornata, 520 nucleotides long. RefSeq lists its product as uncharacterized. The record is from RefSeq and is a predicted model, not a curated record. The coding region runs from base 124 to 393 and encodes 89 amino acids. The transcript is spliced from 2 exons. NCBI's taxonomy places the organism in Eukaryota, Fungi, Ascomycota, Dothideomycetes, Pleosporales, Sporormiaceae.
GCCUUCUUGUGCACCCAUAAGAGGCCAGAUUUGUGGAACUACAAGAGUAGCAAUCACCCCGACUGCCUACAUAGUACAUGCCAAGCUCCUCAAAUGUCCUCUUGGAAUAACCUCGCAUGUACAAUGCCUCUGCAAACACCAACAAGACAAAAUAAGUCAUGUAUUGGCCUUCCCUCAUUUCGUCUGUCCCGUUUCACCGUUUCCAUUGCACUUGUAGUGCAUAUGCAUUCCCAUGCGUGGCCCCUUUCAAAAUGUAAUCUUCCCAAGCCCACUUCUCCAUGUAUCGCCUACCCUCUUGCACACCACCAAGAUAACCCGGGGUAUCACUUAUCCAAAGCCGCAGCCAUGCCGCUGCGAUCCAAAACACCACCUGUGACCCAGCUACCGAAAUAGCGAUUCUAUCAUUCAGUUCAUGCUCUCAUCCGUUUCCGCUGCCUUUCCAAGGCACCUGCCACGAAGCCAUGAGGCGACUUCUCCUGAGAUUUCAUCGUCUUAUUCCGCACCUCCUCGCACUUCUGCA